AUGAGGGAGUACAAGGUGGUGGUUCUGGGCAGCGGCGGCGUGGGCAAGUCGGCCCUCACCGUUCAGUUCGUCACCGGAACCUUCAUCGAGAAGUACGAUCCCACCAUUGAAGAUUUCUACCGGAAGGAAAUCGAGGUGGACUCGUCGCCCUCGGUGCUGGAGAUCCUGGACACGGCCGGGACCGAGCAGUUCGCGUCCAUGCGGGACCUCUACAUCAGGAACGGACAAGGGUUCAUUCUGGUCUACAGUCUGGUCAACCACCAGAGCUUUCAGGACAUCAAGCCCAUGAGGGAUCAGAUCAUCAGGGUCAAGAGGUACCAGCAGGUGCCGGUAGUCCUAGUGGGCAAUAAAGUGGACCUGGAGGACGAAAGGGAGGUGUCCCCUAGCGAGGGCCAGGCGCUGGCAGAAGACUGGGGCUGCCCUUUCAUGGAGACCUCCGCCAAGAGCAAGACCAUGGUGGACGAGCUGUUUACCGAAAUCGUGAGGCAGAUGGAUUUUUGCCCACUCCCGGACCGUCGAGAGGCCUGCUGCCCCGCCUGCAGCAUCCAGUAG
Molecule: messenger RNA, 552 nt
Organism: Nerophis lumbriciformis (worm pipefish)
Lineage: Eukaryota; Metazoa; Chordata; Actinopteri; Syngnathiformes; Syngnathidae
Source: RefSeq, a predicted model, not a curated record